Gekko japonicus is the source of this 3565-nucleotide messenger RNA. RefSeq names its product KIAA1468 ortholog (gene RELCH). The record is from RefSeq and is a predicted model, not a curated record. Gene Ontology annotation, biological process: intracellular cholesterol transport. NCBI's taxonomy places the organism in Eukaryota, Metazoa, Chordata, Lepidosauria, Squamata, Gekkonidae. Gene Ontology annotation, cellular component: trans-Golgi network; recycling endosome. The transcript has 28 exons. The coding region runs from base 1 to 3321 and encodes 1106 amino acids. Gene Ontology annotation, molecular function: protein binding.
AUGGGUCCUGGCUCAGCCGAGGCUGACUAUUCCUCAGACGAAGAAGAGGCACAGAGCAACCCAGCCAGAACCAGCUCCAAAGAGGAACCUUUGCCAGCACCUGAGGAAGGAGAGGCUCCAGCAUCUGAGGUGCAGCAAGACAAGCUUGAGGUGCAGUUGGAAGAAGAGCCUGGCCCAGCACCUCAAGAUCGUGCCGGAAGCAUUAGCACCCUUGACUCUUUAGACUUCGCAAGGUACUCAGAUGAUGGAAACAGGGAGACAGAUGAACGGGUGGCUGUCCUGGAGUUUGAACUACGGAAAGCAAGGGAGACCAUUCAGGCCCUCCGAGCCAACCUGACUCAGGCUGCAGAAAAUGAAGUUCCUUUGCAGGAACGGAGAAAUUACAAAUCAAGUCCUGAAAUUCAGGAACCAAUUAAACCUCUUGAAAAAAGAGCUCUAAACUUCUUAGUCAAUGAAUUUUUAUUAAAAAAUGGUUACAAGCUGACUUCAAUAACUUUUUCAGAUGAAAACGACGAUCAGGAUUUUGAGCUGUGGGAUGACGUGGGACUGAACAUUCCAAAGCCCCCAGACUUGCUCCAGCUCUACCGUGAUUUCGGGAACCACCAAAUAUCCGCAAAGGACGUUUCGGAUGUCGCCGUUGGCACAGAGGAGGACGAGUUAGACGCCACCACUCCUAUCCUUGAGACCAUUCCCCUGUUUGGAACGCCACAAUCCAUAGAGCAAUGUGUAAUGGUGCAGAAAUUGGAAGAUCAAAUUAACGCGUUAAGCACGGAGAAAUGGUCUCUGAUGGAACAGAUACAAAGGCUGGAAAGUGAAAUAGACUACUUAAGGAAUGAAAAACCUGCUGUUCCCGUAAUAUGCGAUUCGGUCCAGUCGUCUCUAGUUCAAGUGCCUCUCACAUUCCCUGAUGAUAAUGGAAGAUAUUUGGAUAUCAAGAGUUCUGCCACUGACAGCAACCAUGGGGAAACUGAAGAGGAAAGGCUUUUCACAGGAACUGAACCUGAAUCCAGACUUCCUAAGGAUAACACUAAGAGUUGUCUCCCUAAUAAGGAGAGAGAAAAACUUCCGUCUUGUCCCCCGUCCAUUAAAGCUGCCGUACACUUUGAUAAACCCAAUAGGAAGCUGUCGCCUGCAUUCCACCAAGCGUUGCUGUCCUUCUGUCAGAUGUCAGCAGAAAGCCGUUUGGGAUCAGAGGUGUCUCGGAUUGCCGAUAGCGAGAAAAGCGUCAUGCUAAUGCUGGGCCGCUGUUUGCCUCACAUCGUCCCGAACGUCCUGCUUGCAAAGCGAGAGGAACUGAUUCCGCUCAUAUUGUGUACAGCUUGCCUCCAUCCUGAACCCAAAGAAAGAGAUCAGCUCCUCCACAUCCUGUUCAACUUGAUAAAAAGGCCAGAUGAUGAGCAAAGGCAGAUGAUUCUGACGGGCUGUGUAGCAUUUGCGCGCCAUGUUGGACCGACACGUGUAGAAGCAGAACUUUUACCACAAUGUUGGGAGCAGAUCAACCAUAAAUAUCCAGAAAGGCGGCUGUUAGUGGCAGAGUCCUGUGGCGCAUUAGCACCUUAUCUUCCUAAAGAGAUUCGUAGUUCCUUGGUGCUUUCUAUGCUGCAGCAAAUGCUGAUGGAAGACAAGGCAGAUCUGGUACGAGAAGCUGUGAUCAAAAGCCUCGGCAUCAUCAUGGGCUACAUUGAUGACCCAGACAAAUACCAACAGGGUUUUGAACUACUACUUUCAGCUUUGGGUGAUCCCUCAGAACGAGUAGUUAGUGCAACUCAUCAGGUGUUCUUGCCUGCCUAUGCUGCCUGGACUACUGAACUGGGAAAUUUGCAGUCCCAUCUUAUACCUACGUUGCUUAGUAAAAUCGAAAAACUACUCAGGGAAGGAGAGCACGGGCUGGAGGAACACAAACUCCACAUGUAUCUCUCUGCUUUGCAGUCCUUGAUUCCUUCGCUUUUUGCACUGGUGCUACAGAACGCGCCUUUCACCAGCAAAGCAAAGCUUCAGGGAGAAGUCCCACAGAUCGAAGUGACAAGAUUCCCAAGGCCUGUAUCACCUCUUCAGGAUGUGGCCACUAUAAUCGGAAGCCAUGAACAACUGGCAGUUCUGUUGCAGCUUUAUGAUUACCAGCUGGAGCAUGAGGGUACCACAGGCUGGGAUACCUUACUAUGGGUUGUUAAUCAGCUGUUGCCGCAGCUUAUAGAAAUCGUUGGCAAAAUCAACGUGGCCUCAACAGCCUGCGUGCACGAAUUCUCAAGGUUUUUCUGGCGGCUCUGCAGAACAUUUGGCAAAAUCUUCACAAAUACGAAGGAACAAAAUGUUAACACCUCUUCUACCGUUUUACCCCCCUUGAAUUCAGAUACCACAGCCGGGAAUGGAGUGCUAACAAAAGCCACAGUUCCUAUCUAUGCAACGGGUGUACUGACAUGCUAUAUCCAGGAAGAAGACCGCAAGCUGUUAGUUGGAUUCUUAGAAGACGUGAUGACUAUGCUUUCAUUAUCACAUGCUCCUCUUGAUAGCCUGAAAGCAUCUUUUGUGGAACUGGGCGCAAACCCAGCGUACCAUGAGUUGCUGCUAACGGUAUUGUGGUAUGGCGUGGUCCAUACAUCCGCACUCGUUCGAUGCACAGCUGCUAGGAUGUUUGAGCUGUUGGUGAAGGGGGUCCAUGAGACGCUGGUAGCUCAGAGAGUCGUUCCUGCUCUCAUUACUCUCGCCAGCGACCCUGAAAUCUCUGUAAGAAUAGCAACGAUUCCUGCUUUUGGAACCAUCAUGGAAACGGUCACGCAGAGAGAGCUGUUAGAGAGAGUUAAAAUGCAGUUGGCCUCUUUUCUGGAAGAUCCCCAGUACCAAGACCAGCAUUCCUUACACACAGAAAUCAUUAAAACAUUUGGAAGAGUCGGGCCAAAUGCUGAGCCAAGAUUUCGAGACGAAUUUGUCAUUCCACACUUGCAUAAACUUGCAUUGGUUAAUAACCAACAGUCUACAGAUUCAAAAAGACUGGACAUCGCAACUCAUCUCUUUGAAGCGUACAGCGCCCUCUCCUGUUGUUUCCUUUCAGAGGAUUUAAUGGUCAGCCAUUUUUUACCUGGACUCAGGUGUUUACGAAACGACAUGGAAACUCUCUCACCAGAACAUGAAGUUAUUUUAAGCUCCAUGAUAAAGGAGUGCGAACAAAAGGUGGAAAAUCGGUGUGUCCAGGAACCACAAGGCUCCAUGUCAAUUGCCGCAAGCCUGGUGAGUGAAGACACAAAGACCAAGUUUCUAAACAAAAUGGGCCAGUUGACCACAUCAGGUGCCAUGCUGGCGAACGUAUUCCAGAGGAAGAAGUAAAUUGGAGAAGGAAGUCCUUGUAAAACACAUGAGAGACCUCACUGAGACUGGCUCCUCGUACUUGAAGUACUUGCCUUUUUAUUUCCCUGUCUUACGUUCUUGUAGUAUAAUUUGACUCUGACCUACAAAGAUAUUUGCACUGCUCUUGAAUAUCGCUGUGUAUCUGUUAACUUUUGGUUAAAUGUGGUUGAUUAUAAAACUAAAUUAAGUCUGUAUUAAGUCCCUGUCCUGUGUUCUUGUCUUU